UUUUUUUUUUUUUUUUUUUUUUUGCCUUCCUUUUUCAAUUCCAUCAAACUUUGGAAAAACAAUGUCUGCACCACCGGCCGUUCCGAAGGUCACCGCCCCGAAGCCGGGCAAGGUUGAGGUCUUCAAGGCUGUCUUUGACUACAAGGCGCAGCGACCCGACGAACUGACCUUCGAGGAAGGCGAUGUCCUCUACAUUUUGGAAAAGUUCAACAAUGGCUGGUGGAAGGCACGCACCGGCAAGAACGUUGGUCUGAUUCCCUCCAACUACGUCGAGGCAAACAACAUUGUUGAGAUGGACAAUCCAAUCCACGAAGCCGCAAAGCGAGGCAACGUGGCCUUCCUCGAGGAGCUGAUUGCUGCAAACAUUUCUGUCAACGGCUUGGACAAGUCGGGAUCGACACCGUUGCACUGGGCAGCCAGCGGCGGCCACACUGAGUGCGUGCAAAUGCUCAUCGCAGUACCCAAUUGCGUGCUUGAUUUGCAAAACAAGCUCGGCGACACACCUCUGCACAACGCCUCGUGGAAGGGUCAUGCUGAUGUUGUCAAGUUGCUGCUGGAUGCCGGUGCCGACCCGAAUCUCAUCAACAACGAGAAUCAGACUGCGUACUCGCUGGCCAAGAAUGCUGAUGUUGGAGCGUUGCUCUAUUCGCUUGAUCCUUCCGGCGAUGUCAACACUGGCGAUGCCGACUCUGAUUAAAGUGUAUCUCACAAUGUUUCUCUCUCUCUUUGUCUGUGUGUCACUGAAGCAAUUUGAAACAUGGGAUUCCUGAAUUCGAGUCAUCUACAAGCACACAAUAGACUUACUCGAUGCCGAGGCAAAAAAACCAAAACCAAAACAAAACAAAACAAAACAAAACAAAAAA
Capsaspora owczarzaki ATCC 30864 is the source of this 863-nucleotide messenger RNA. RefSeq names its product osteoclast-stimulating factor. The coding region runs from base 62 to 697 and encodes 211 amino acids. Gene Ontology annotation, molecular function: protein binding. NCBI's taxonomy places the organism in Eukaryota, Filasterea, Ministeriida, Capsasporidae. The transcript has 6 exons. The record is from RefSeq and is a predicted model, not a curated record. Gene Ontology annotation, biological process: signal transduction.